Acaromyces ingoldii is the source of this 2441-nucleotide messenger RNA. Its product is annotated as acetyl-CoA synthetase-like protein. The record is from RefSeq and is a predicted model, not a curated record. Bases 418 to 2271 code for a protein of 617 amino acids. The transcript has 2 exons. Lineage: Eukaryota; Fungi; Basidiomycota; Exobasidiomycetes; Exobasidiales; Cryptobasidiaceae. Gene Ontology annotation, molecular function: CoA-ligase activity. Gene Ontology annotation, biological process: secondary metabolic process.
UUAAUGUUCCCUUAGAGUUUUCCGGUCGCCGUCCUACGCGGUGCUCCCUCUGCCUCGCCCCAGCCCGACCACUCGUGAGUCGUCUUAUCCGAGCUAGCUCAGCAGAAGGACUGGUCUCAGCAAAGGGAGCGCUAAGAGUCCUGCGCGAUCUCUAGAGACUUUCAACGGGAUCCCGCUCUUGGCAAUUGGCUUCUACAUGCAUACCCUGGCCUCACGUAAAAAAAAUCAGGUACCGACCGACCCGAUGCAGUUAGGUCUUGCGACUCUUCCCUGUCGUUUGCCCGUUCGUAGCUCUAAAUCUCGUUAUCGAGCAGAUUCCUCUCGCUCCCUCAUUUAACGCAAGGAAGAGUGCUCCUUCAACCUUUGUUCCCUCUUUCUUGAUCUCUCGUCUUCAAAUUCAGAGACGUCCCAAUCACCAUGUCGACGAACACAUCACUCUCGUCCUCUUCCAGGCAGCCCCUCAUCUAUCGAUCCACUUUUCCAGAGCCAAAAGCGCUACGAUGCGGCGACACUGGAAAUCUUUUCGAUCUCAUCAGUCAACGGGCAAUGCAGCGGCCAGGAGAUGCCGCUUUCAUCCGUGAUGACGGUAAAAUCUUUACAAACAAGGAUGUUAUCUCAUUGUCGAGACGCCUGGCCUGGUCCUAUCGCAAUGUCCUGGGCCUGUCACCUGGCGGAAAAGUCGCUCUCUUCUCGCCCAACCAUUCAGAGUAUGGGCUGGCCAUUUACGCCGCCGAGAUCGCUGGUGUGACUGCCGUCCUCAUCAACCCGGCAAGCACGGCCAAAGAACUUGUCACUUUCCUCGACAUGAGCAAAGCCGACGUGCUGCUUGCACAUCCUUCCGUCAUGGACAAGGCUCGCGUGGCGGCACAGGCCAAUGCUUCGCUCCGACUCUUCACCUUUGCCGAUGCCGAUGAGUCGCCCGAGCAGGCCGAUGUCGAUGUUCCCAAGCACAUCAUGUCGAUCCUCGCCGACGACCAAGAGCUCGAGACGACGGUGAUUGAGCGGCCUCGAGAGCAAACUGUUUUCAUUUGCUUUUCCUCUGGCACCACCGGUCUGGCAAAGGGCGUGGAAAUCACCCACGCAAAUGUCACGGCUUCCUUGGCCCAGAUGCUCGUCACGCACGAGGGGAGCUUCACAAGCCGCGACAUUCAAAUUGGUGUCUUGCCCUUCUGCCACAUCUACGGCCUUGUCAAGCUCCUCCACCACCCUUUCAUGAUCGGCAUGCCCGUCGUCGUCAUGGCCCGGUUCGACAUGAGGGCAUUUUGCGAAAAGGUGGUCCAGUAUGGUGCGACAAUUGCGCUCCUUGUGCCCCCCAUUAUUCUUCUGCUGUCUAGCAGCCCUAUUGCGCAAGAGUACAACCUUAGUACUCUCAAGAUCAUUCAGUCCGGCGGUGCGCCACUGAGCGCCGACCUGGCCCGUCAGGUCUGCUCGCGGUGGCCCAACCUGCGCAUCGUGCAAGGCUACGGCCUCACGGAGUCGUGCCCCAGUGUCAUCUGCACGGGCCCCGCACACCUUCCCUCGUCGCCCGAAUCCGUCGGUCGGAUCGCUCCUGGCGUCGAGGUUCGUCUCGUCGACGACAAUGGCGACGAUGUGGACCCGAACUCGGCUAGUGCGGGCACGCACGCCCAGGGCGAGCUCUGGAUCCGCGGCCCUUCGAUCAUGAAGGGCUACCUGUCCAACGAUGACGCAAAUCUCCAAGCCUUUGGCGAAGGACGGUGGUUCAAGACGGGCGACAUUGCCGCGUACCACGACAACGAGGUGUUCAUCGUCGGCCGCAAAAAGGAGCUGAUCAAGUACAAGGGCUUCCAGGUGCCCCCCGCCGAGCUCGAGGCGCUGCUCCUGACCCACCCCAAGGUUGCCGACGUCAUCGUCGUCGGCAUCGUGGACCACUCGCAGGCGACGGAGCUUCCUCGAGCCUACAUUGUCCCGCGCGAUCUCGGCCUGCUGCGCGAUGAGCAUGCGGGCGCACGCCUCAGCGCAGACAUUGCAAAGUGGACUGCAGCAAACGUGUCAAACCACAAGAAGCUCCGCGGAGGCGUCUACCUCGUCGCCUCGGUACCCAAGAGCCCCUCCGGAAAGCUCCUCCGCAGGGUCAUCAUGCAGCAGAUUGAGAUGGCGGCCGCCACGACCGUCGCCGCUGCCGCCGCCGCCGCUGCUGCUGCUUCCGUCACGGCCGAAGGCUCCGCUGCUGCUGCUGCCGCUGACUCCAAUGCGACCGUAUCGUACCAGGCCGGAAAACAGCACUCGGGUGCUGCCUUUGUCACUGCUUAAACCUGCUCAGCACUUCCCUUUUCCUGCUACGGUGCGUCAUCGCUGCCUCCCGUCGUUUCCAUCGAUGUGUAUACUAGACCUUUUACCUGUUCGUGCUGCCAUGUAUGUCUUGCUCGCUAGGCUCCUCUCCUGCUUCUCAGUUUCCUGGAAUGGACAAUAUCUUUCUUUGC